Messenger RNA from Osmia bicornis bicornis, 3994 nucleotides. RefSeq names its product sorting nexin-25-like. Bases 200 to 2992 code for a protein of 930 amino acids. Lineage: Eukaryota; Metazoa; Arthropoda; Insecta; Hymenoptera; Megachilidae. The record is from RefSeq and is a predicted model, not a curated record. Gene Ontology annotation, cellular component: intracellular membrane-bounded organelle. The transcript is spliced from 11 exons. Gene Ontology annotation, molecular function: phosphatidylinositol binding.
UAGUAACUGUAGCCUUCUACAGGCACAAAUUCACGACCUGGUAACUGGGUAACUGGUAGUCAAUGACAAUGAGUACAGUUUGUGAUUUCUGAUGGCGGUAUUGUUGACGUUUACUGCUCAUCAUAGCUAGAAACAGUUUUACAAAUACAAAGUUGAAUACUAAAUAUUCAUUGUCAGGCAGUAAAACUCAAAAUAUAUCAUGAUUUCGACUCGUAUUCUAUAUAUUCCAGUUAUAACUGCUUUCUUUUACUGGAAUAAUUUGUUAUGGUGCUAUGUUUUUUGUUUACUAACCAUAUCCUGUUUCUUUAUGGGAUGUUUAAUUGUACUGUUUAUAAACAUUGCACUUUCACCGAAACACCAAACUGGUGCAGGUACCAUAAAAACAGUUGCAGAAAUGGAUGCAUUUCAUAAUUUAUUAAUGAAAGGAUACAUGGUUAAAACUUCAAAUAAUAAAAGACAUAUGCGUUAUCCAUUAGUGUUCACUCGCAUGGUGGAUGGAGCACUGCAAAACUUGUUGGAUUUAGUUUUUCAAGAUUUUGUUGGUUUGUGGUUAAGCGAAUUGGCUUUCAACUCUGAUCAAAUAAUAGAUAACAUGAAACAAGACAUAUGGGGAGCAAUUCAAAGUCUCCACGAACGUUUAUCAAAAGUGGAUCACACAAAACUGGUUGCUUGUAAUAUAGUGAAUAAAAUCACUUUUCAUUUUGAAAAAAUUAGGAUUGCUCAAACUGCUUCGUCAGAAGGUGAAGAUCCAGUAUUUAUUUUAUCAGCGCAUUUAAUGUCAUCUACAUCUGAGUUAGAUUAUUUAAGAAAAGUUAGCGAAUUGUAUAUUUUAUUUUUGUUACCGCACUGUUAUUCGCUCGCGCCGAUCAAGUAUUUAUUGAGAGAAAUUCUUGCAUGUAAAAUAUUGAAACCAGCAAUAGACUUAAUAACAGAUCCUGAUUAUAUCAAUCAAAAGAUCUUAAUGUAUAUUGAUCAGCAACAAUUAACGGAAGCAAUGCAUAGGAAAACGUAUGAAUACGCAGAAUCGUUUGAAGAUUUUAUCCGUAUGAUCAAAAGUUCCAAAGAUUUAGAAGUACUUAAACAUAUCAGAUACAAUAUCGUUACGGAGAUUAUGCAAGCUACAACAAUACAAAAUGUUAAAAGAGCGCAAGGUUUAGAUCCAGACAAUAAUGCAUUCGGAAAAUCUGAUGUGAUUCAAGCUCGAAAAUUGAAGAGGUACAUCAGCCAACUAACAUACGCUAAAAAUAUGUGUGAAUGUCAUAUGCAAUCGUUAGGAUGGAAUGGAUAUCCUGUUCAGGCCAGCGACGUUACUGACUCAGCGGUGAUUACAGAAGAAAAGAUUUUACCGCUACAGUAUAUUUUAGAUAAUGUAAUAGGUCGACGAUACCUAUCACAAUUUCUUGAACAAGUUGCUAGUCAAGAUUUAAUUGGAUAUUGGGCAGCUGUACAGGAGCUGCGCAAUGCGGAUAAAUCCAAUUGGCAUCAAUUAGGAACAGAAAUCUUUUAUACUUAUAUUACCUCGCCUACUGCUGAAAUAAAGGUUGAUAGAGUUAUUCGCAAGAAGAUGGAAAGUUUUCUGUUAGGUGACAUAGGACCUCAUGUGUUUUAUGAAGUUCAAGAUAACGUUGUCAAAACUUUGGAGGAAAAAUAUUAUCCGUCUUUUGUCGUUAGUGAACAGUAUAAAAAUAUGCAAGAAGCAUUACUUAAUGAAAGAACAGAUGAUUUAACAGAAGAUCAUCGUAUAGUAAAUGGAUCUUUAUCUGAAAAUAUAUCUUUGCUUGUUGGAGAACAUUCAAACUAUGCUCGUAGUAAGUUGGAUCAGCUACAAGAAAAAUUAAAUAACAAAAUGCAAGCUUUGCAAGCGCUUAAGUCUUCGUUGAAACCUGAAUGUAAGGUUUUAAAUUUCUUGGCUAAGGAAGUUGAAUGGUUGCAAAGUGAAAAAAGACAACUAGAGGCACAUUUAACGCACACUGAAAUGUGGGCAGAACAUUUGGGUCAUUGGAGAGCAGAAGUACAAAGUGCAGAAAUGCCAGAUAAUGGAGAAUCCCCACACUUUGUCUUGGUUGUUCAUAUGGCAGAAGAUGAGGAUAAUACGGAAGGCAUAUGUAGCGGUUGGGUAGUGUUACGAAAAUUACAAGAUUUUCAAGUUCUUCACAGAAAGCUUCGUCAACUAUGCUCCAAUGUAAAAACCUUAGAAUUGCCAUCGCAACCAUUGAAAUUCUUUGGAAAAUCCGAUAAAAAUACUUUGGACAAAGCCAAGAUACAGAUACAGAAAUAUUUAAAUUUUAUUUUAGAGGAUGAGAAACUGAAUCAAAGCGAGGCUUUAUAUACAUUUCUUAGUCCGAGUUCUGAACAUCUGAAAUAUGCUCCGCCUUCUCCUAAAAAAUCUCGUUUUUCAUUAUCGACAUUAUUCAAAACAUCUAGCAAUGAACUUCGUGACAAAGAAGACGAAGAAGAUUAUUCAUUAUUGUUAGACGAUACUGACAGUGGUCGAACAGUAACGGAUGGAUUUAUGCAUGUUAAUAAAGAUGCGAUAGCAGAACCUCUUUAUGCACUUUUGGGUGAAAUUUUUGAUUUACGGGGAGUGUUCCGCUGGCUUCGACGUUCUUUAAUCACAUUCGUUCAGAUUACUUAUGGGCGAACCAUUAAUAGACAAAUCAGAGAUACGAUUGCAUGGGUAUUCUCAGAGCCAAUGUUACAUUAUUACAUACAGUUAUUUACAAAAUCUUGGUGGCCAAAUGGUCAUCUAGUAUCAGAGACAGUUAUUCGUACAGACGAGGAGAAAUUAAAAACCCGAGGCGAAGCUCGACGACAAUUUCUCAAUAACAUACCUGAGGUUUUAACAAAUUUGGUGGGAGCGCAAAGUGCUCAACGUGGUGCAAUUAAAAUCUUUGAUUCUUUACAAAAUACUAAUUUAAACAAACAAUUAUUUUAUGAUAUCUUUGAAGUUGUGACGUAUGAGGUAUUUCCAGAAAUACAGCGGAACCAUUAAACUUGUGGAUGCAAUAAAUUUUCAUUCCAUAACAUAAUUGUUUUAAAACAUUUAACUGAUCAUUCCAUACAUUUUGAAUCGAUGCAUAAGAAGUUAUGUAUGUAAAUCACAAAGAAUUAACUUGAAUAAGUUUUAUUGUUACCGACAUUUAUUUAUUUAUUUUUUUUUUGUUUUGUUUGAACACAUAGCAUAAUUGUUAAUAAUGAAAAAUUUGUAAUUUAUAUUUAUUUAGCGUUUCAAUGUCUAUCUACAGAUCAUGGAACAUUUUGGAUUUUUAACUAGGUAUUACGAUAAACUUAUUUUUAUAGAAAACAUAAUAUAUUAAUUAUUUUACACAUCUUUAUUUCAGUAUGUCUUAAAUAUCUUCAUAGAAUGUAUACAUAAUAUAAACAACUUUUUAUGUUUUUUUUUUCAUGCACUUAAAAAAUCCGAAGAUAAUUCUAUGAAACAUGACUGAGGUACAGUGAACAUAAAUUUUGUACAAAUAAAGUCAUCUCAUAAGUUAUACUAUUUUAAUGUUUAGAUUAUUUAGGAUUUUGUUAUAUAUAAAAGGAAAAUUUUAAUAUAAAAAAUAUAUUUUCAAAAAAGGUAGGUAAUAAUAUGUAUUGUCAUUUAUAAGAAAUCAAUAUUAUUAUAAUAUAAUUCGUUUUAGAACAAACUAUUAGAUGAUUAAAUAUAAAAAUGACCGUUUAUAUCGAAAUAAUUCUUAACAUAUUAACAACUAAUAACUAUCUGAAGUUAUCAUUCAUACUUUCUUAAUUUGAGUGUAAGAAUGACGUUACUUAUGCGAUGACUUAACAUUUUAUAAUUAUUUAAAACACAAUUCAAAGAUAUAGAUUCCUUAAAUACAGCUGAAGAAGGGACUAGCUUUUACGCUACUUAAUAGUAUUAUCCUAAUAUGAGAAUAUUAGUUAUUCUCUUUCCAUUAACUAUAAAUCAUUUAUUAUUUUUAAUUUGCAUAUUUCUUGUAUAAAGCACGUAAUAAUUAUUAUUUAUUAUUCA